Punctularia strigosozonata HHB-11173 SS5 is the source of this 762-nucleotide messenger RNA. Its product is annotated as NAD(P)-binding protein. Gene Ontology annotation, molecular function: oxidoreductase activity, acting on the CH-OH group of donors, NAD or NADP as acceptor. Lineage: Eukaryota; Fungi; Basidiomycota; Agaricomycetes; Corticiales; Punctulariaceae. The coding region runs from base 1 to 762 and encodes 253 amino acids. The transcript has 2 exons. The record is from RefSeq and is a predicted model, not a curated record.
AUGUCGCUGCGCGGGAGAGUCAUCCUCAUCACAGGCGCAGGCUCGGGAGUUGGUCGCGCAGCCGCCUUGCACAUAGCCAAACGCACCGUGCACAAUCCAGCCAAACUCUUCCUUGCAGACGUCUCGUCUGGAGGCCUGCGGGAGACGUUGUCCAUGCUGCCGCCAGAAGCGGUCGCCUACGGCACUGUCUUCAAUAGCUCAGAUUCCGCGGCGUGCCGAGAGUUCGUGAUGGAUGCUGUAAAGAAGGAGGGGCGCAUCGAUGGCGCGCUGUUGUGCGCGGGGAUGCCGGCGAUGGCAAUGCCCAUACGCGAAACGUCAGACGAGUACUUCCAGCAGGUGAUGACCGCAAACGUCUUCAGCCUGUUCGCGACAAUACGCGCGAUCGUAGCGCUUCCCGUGUCGCAGACGCCGGGGACGAGCAUCGUCGCGGUGUCAUCGGGCGUAGGGAUUGAAGGUGCGGCGGACUUGAGCGCGUACAGCGCGACGAAGGCGGCGGUGAUUGGGUUUUGCAAGAGCCUAGCUAAGGAGUUGGGGCCUAGGGGGAUGCGGGUCAAUGCGUUAGCACCGGCAUACAUUCAAGCAGGGAGAGAGAGGGGCGCGAUGGCCAUGAAUGGAGAGGAUGUGGGGAGGAGCGCGUCGGAGCGAACACCUUUGGGACGCAUGGGCCAACCGGAAGAGGUUGCGAGCGCAGCCGCGUUUCUGUUGAGCGGGGACAGCAGUUUCAUCAGUGGGAGCGUCAUGGAGAUCGACGGAGGGAAAUAG